Molecule: messenger RNA, 2079 nt
Organism: Thunnus maccoyii (southern bluefin tuna)
Lineage: Eukaryota; Metazoa; Chordata; Actinopteri; Scombriformes; Scombridae
Gene: gpr45
Product: G protein-coupled receptor 45
Exons: 3
Coding region: 391-1551 (386 amino acids)
Biological process (GO): G protein-coupled receptor signaling pathway
Cellular component (GO): membrane
Molecular function (GO): G protein-coupled receptor activity
Source: RefSeq, a predicted model, not a curated record
CCUUUAAAUCAGUGACCACCUGCUCUUCUGGCGUCAGCAUCGUCUGCGGGCUGCACGAUGGCGAUCGAUACAGCUAUGAAAUGCUCAAAGUGGGAUAUUUUAGGAAAGCCUCGACACGCAGCGGAACAGAGACACGGUCACUGCGCUGAUUUGCUCGACAAGAUGUAGCCGUCAAGUCCACCUGGGAGAACCUCAUCUGAGACCUGAAUGCCCUGAAUGACCUCAAUACAUUGUUAGCACUAUCCCACCAGCAGGAACGGGAAAUGGAGAUGUUGAAGACCUGAAAUGAUGAAAUAUGAAAGACCGACUGACUGAGGACAACCUAAUACUUCAACAAUAAUCAAACAUGUACACCUUCUUUUGGGCUGAUAUCCCCUGAUAAAAGCUGCUAUGGCUUUUUGUAAUGAAAGCCUGCUGGACGGGUGUGACUUCAUGGAGCCGGACAAUGUAGAGCAAGCAGCAGAAAGUCUCCCAUCGGAAGCUGGGAGUCCUCUCAUAUCAGUCACUCUACGUGUGACUCUUGCAGCCAUAAUGAUCUUCAUGAUCACUAUUGGUUUCCUCGGCAACGCGAUCGUGUGUCUGAUUGUUUACCAGAAACCUGCCAUGCGUUCUGCCAUCAACCUGCUCCUCGCCACGCUGGCUUUCUCGGACAUUAUGCUCUCUCUGCUCUGCAUGCCCUUCACUGCGGUCACUGUGGCUACUGCUGACUGGAGCUUUGGGAGCGGUUUCUGCCGUGCAUCCAUCAUGCUGUACUGGCUGUUUGUCCUGGAGGGUGUGUCCAUCCUCCUCAUAAUCAGUGUGGACCGUUUCCUCAUCAUUGUGCAGCGGCAGGACAAGUUGACCCCACACAGGGCCAAACUGUUGAUUGCAGGUUCAUGGGUGUUGAGCCUGUGUGUAUCCCUGCCAUCUGUGGUCGGUUGGAGGACAAGUGCUGCAGGUAUUGGGGGUGCCUGGGCGCCGCAGUGUGUGCUGGGAUACAGUGAGUCACUGGCAGACCGUGGGUACACAGUACUGUUGGCAGUCGCAGUAUUCUUCGUACCGUUUGCUGUCAUGCUGUACUCCUACAUGUGCAUCCUCAACACGGUGCGCCGCAACACCCUCCGCAUCCACAACCACACCAGUGAGCACUCCUGCCUGCCAGCCCUCAACCAAGUCAGCAAAAUGAGACUUAUUGGGCUGCAGCGGCCCCCUCAGAUCAAGGUGGACAUGAGCUUCAAGACUCGAGCCUUCACUACCAUCCUCAUCCUCUUUGUUGGCUUCUCAGUGUGCUGGUUGCCUCACACAGUGGUGAGCCUGCUGGCCGUUUUCAGCCGGCAGUUCUACUACAGCUCGGUCUUCUAUCCAAUCAGCAUAGGCGCUCUGUGGCUCAGCUACCUAAAGACAGUCUUCAACCCCGUCAUCUACUGCUGGAGGAUCAGGAAGUUCAGAGAGGCCUGUCAAGAAUUCAUUCCUAAGAGCUGCAGACUGUGUCCCAGAGUGCCAGGCAGGAGCCGGAGGAGAGUGAGACCCAGCAACAUCUAUGUGUGCAGUGAGACUCAGUCAGCCGUGUGAAAGAAGGAAGACCAGUUUGGAAGAUGCUCACACCAGCAGCUGUUGACACUGGUAUCAAUUUUUAUUUUUCCUCAUAAUGAGCAAGGGCCACCUUAAAAGAAUAUACUCAUUGGCUUAGCUUGAUGGCCAUUAUGAAAGAUGUUGCCAUUCAAAUAAUUGCAUAUGUUCAUUUCUCUGUUUCACUUAUUCCUUGUGUGUUCCAUGAAUGUUGUUUCAGGCUGUAAACUCCAUUUUCAGUCUUUGAGUAGUAGUGGUGAUAAUAAUUCUAUUGUCAGUCAUGUGAUGAGUUUCACAAAAAAAAAGCAUAUUUGGUACAGUGAUGUUCUCAGAAGAGAGUCUGUAAAGUUUGAGAGUCUGUAAAGUUUGGUGUAGAAACACAAUCUUAUGUGAGUUGAAGCAGUUUGUUAUUUUGAACCACAAAUGUGUCAAAAAAGAAGUGGGUUAGUUAACAUACUGUGAAUGUGUACUUGAAUGUAUUGUCAUUUCAUGAAUGAUGAAACCAGGUAAAUAAAUAUAGUUUUUAAGAGA